Messenger RNA from Indicator indicator, 6767 nucleotides. RefSeq names its product mediator complex subunit 12 (gene MED12). The record is from RefSeq and is a predicted model, not a curated record. Gene Ontology annotation, biological process: regulation of transcription by RNA polymerase II. The transcript is spliced from 44 exons. Gene Ontology annotation, cellular component: mediator complex. Lineage: Eukaryota; Metazoa; Chordata; Aves; Piciformes; Indicatoridae. Gene Ontology annotation, molecular function: transcription coactivator activity; beta-catenin binding. The coding region runs from base 1 to 6501 and encodes 2166 amino acids.
AUGGCGGCCUUCGGUGUCCUCAGCUACGAACACCGCCCGCUUAAGCGCCCGCGCCUCGGCCCGCCCGAUGUCUAUCCACAGGACCCCAAGCAGAAGGAGGAUGAGCUGACUGCUCUGAACGUCAAGCAAGGCUUCAAUAACCAGCCGGCGGUCUCUGGGGACGAGCACGGCAGUGCCAAAAAUGUCAAUUUCAACCCAGCGAAGAUCAGUUCCAAUUUCAGCAGUAUUAUUGCGGAAAAGCUGCGGUGCAACACGCUUCCCGACACAGGAAGGCGGAAACCUCAGGUCAAUCAGAAGGAUAACUUCUGGCUGGUGACAGCACGUUCCCAGAGUGCAAUAAACAACUGGUUCACAGAUCUGGCUGGAACUAAGCCCCUCACUCAUCUUGCUAAGAAGGUGCCCAUCUUUAGCAAGAAGGAAGAGGUCUUUGGUUAUUUGGCUAAAUACACUGUUCCAGUAAUGAGAGCAGCCUGGCUCAUCAAAAUGACCUGCGCCUAUUAUGCUGCCAUCACGGAGACCAAGGUGAAGAAGCGUCACGUCAUCGACCCCUUCAUUGAGUGGACGCAGAUCAUCACCAAGUACCUGUCGGAGCAGCUGCAGAAGAUUGCGGAAUUCUACAGGCAGCUCCCAGGGCAAGGCUGUGGUUCACCAUCUGGGCCAGUGUCCCAAGAGGUGGAACAAGUUCUGAAGCAGUGGGACUACAAUGAGAAACUAGCUAUGUUCAUGUUCCAGGAUGGCAUGCUGGACCGGCACGAGUUCCUGACCUGGGUCCUGGAGUGCUUUGAGAAGAUACGUUCAGGAGAGGAUGAGUUCCUGAAAAUGCUCUUACCCCUGCUGCUGAGGUACUCUGGAGAGUUUGUGCAGUCUGCAUACCUGUCCAGACGUCUGGCCUACUUCUGCACCCGCAGGCUUGGCAUGCAGCUGGAUGGUGCUGGUGGGCACCCACCCCACAUCCUGUCUGCCCAGGCAGGGAAUGCUCUUCCUUCAACUCCCACCCCUCAGCCAGCUGCAGUCAAUCCUCCUCCCAGCCCUUUCAGUGACUUACUCCUGUGCCCCCAGCACCGUCCCGUAGUGUAUGGGCUCAGCUGCAUCCUUCAGAGUAUAAUUUUAUGUUGCCCAAGUGCCCUUGUCUGGCAUUACUCACUGACAGAUAGCAGAAUAAAGACUGGCUCUCCACUGGACCACCUGCCUAUAGCCCCAUCCAACCUGCCCAUGCCAGGAGGGAACUCAGCCUUUACACAGCAGGUUCGGGCAAAGCUGCGUGAGAUUGAGCAGCAGAUAAAGGAGCGUGGGCAGGCUGUGGAGGUUCGCUGGUCCUUUGACAAGUGCCAGGAAACCACAGCAGGUUUCACUAUUGGCCGUGUCUUGCACACUCUAGAAGUUCUGGACAGUCACAGCUUUGAAAGAUCUGACUUCAGCAACUCUUUGGAUUCCUUGUAUAACAGGAUAUUUGGGCUGGGUCCAACCAAAGACAGUCAUGAGAUCUCCCCAGAUGACGACGCGGUGGUAGCCCUGCUGUGCGAGUGGGCAGUCAGUUACAAACGCUCUGGGCGCCAUAGGGCUAUGGUUGUUGCCAAACUCCUGGAGAAGCGUCAAGCAGAGAUAGAGGCUGAGAGAUGUGGGGACUCUGAAGUCGUGGAUGAGAAGGGCUCCAUCUCUUCGGGCUCUCUCUCAGCAGCCAGUGCUCCUGUCUUUCAGGAUGUCCUUAUGCAGUUCCUUGACACUCAAGCUCCUAUGCUAACUGAUCCUGGGAAGGAGAAUGAGAAGGUGGAGUUCUUCAACCUGGUGCUGCUGUUCUGCGAGCUGAUCCGCCACGACGUCUUCUCUCACAACAUCUACAUGUGCACACUCAUCUCCCGUGGGGACCUGGCCUUGGAUGCCCAUGGCCCGCGCCCGCCCUCACCCUUCGAUGACCCUGCUGAGGAGCACGACAGAAAGGAGACAGAGGGAAACAGUGGCAUCAAGCUAGAGGACACAGGUCUUUCUGAGCCUAUGGACAUUGACCACAACUCCAGCAUGCUCUUUGAUGACAUGGAGAAGACGGACUUUUCGAUGUUUUCUCCUCCAAUGCACUGUGAAUCUAAAGCCAGCCCUUCCCCUGAAAAAACAGACCCUGAGAAGGAAGCAAAGCCCCUGCUGAAAGAUAAGUCUGUGGAAGGAAUGUUGGCAUCCCUCUACGACCAGCCUCGACACAUUCAGUAUGCCACACACUUUCCCAUUCCCCAGGAGGAGUCCUGCAGUCACGAGUGCAACCAGCGGCUGGUGGUUCUCUUUGGGGUGGGGAAGCAGCGGGACGACGCUCGCCACACCAUCAAGAAAAUAACCAAAGACAUUCUGAAAGUCUUGAACAGAAAGAGCACUGCAGAAACAGGUGAGGAGGCUUUGAGCCCCUCCUUUCCAAAGGAGGAGCAUCUUUGCAGCUGGCUUAGUGGAGAGGAAGGCCAGAAGAGAAAAAAGAGUAAGCCAGAAGCAUUCCCAACAGCUGAAGAUAUCUUUGCAAAGUUCCAGCAUCUUUCUCACUUUGAUCAGCACCAAGUCACAUCUCAGGUAUCUCGCAACGUCUUGGAGCAGAUAACCAGCUUUGCAUUGGGCAUGUCCUACCACCUGCCUCUGGUGCAGCACGUGCAGUUCAUAUUUGACUUGAUGGAGUAUUCCCUCAACAUCAGUGGCCUGAUUGACUUUGCCAUCCAGUUGCUGAAUGAACUGAGCGUGGUGGAGGCAGAACUGCUGCUGAAAUCCUCCGACCUUGUUGGCAGCUACACCACCAGCUUGUGCCUGUGCAUCGUGGCUGUGCUGCGGCACUACCACUCCUGCCUUAUCUUGAACCAGGACCAGAUGGCUCAGGUCUUUGAAGGCCUAUGUGGGGUGGUGAAACAUGGCAUGAACCGCUCAGAUGGCUCCUCAGCAGAGCGCUGUAUCCUGGCCUAUCUCUACGACCUCUACACCUCCUGCAGUCACCUUAAAAGUAAAUUUGGGGAGCUCUUUAGUGACUUCUGCUCCAAGGUGAAGAACACAAUCUACUGCAAUGUUGAGCCAUCUGACUCCAACAUGCUAUGGGAACCAGAGUUCAUGAUUGACACUAUUGAAAAUCCAUCUGCACAUAACUUCACCUACACCAACCUGGGCAAGAGCCUCAAUGAGAACCCAGCCAACCGCUACAGUUUUGUCUGUAAUGCACUUAUGCACGUGUGUGUGGGACACCAUGACCCAGACAGGGUGAACGACAUCGCCAUCCUGUGUGCUGAGCUCACCGGCUACUGCAAGUCCCUCAGCGCCGAGUGGCUGGGUGUGCUCAAAGCCUUGUGCUGCUCCUCCAACAAUGGCACCUGUGGCUUCAAUGAUCUGCUCUGCAACGUUGAUGUCAGUGACUUAUCUUUCCAUGACUCCCUGGCCACGUUUGUUGCCAUUCUGAUAGCCCGGCAGUGCUUACUGCUGGAGGACCUGAUUCGCUGUGCUGCUAUCCCCUCACUCCUCAAUGCUGCUUGUAGUGAGCAGGACUCUGAACCAGGAGCACGUCUGACCUGCCGGAUUUUGCUCCAUCUGUUUAAGACUCCACAGCUGAACCCAUGCCAGCAAGAUGGCAACAAGCCCAUGGUGGGAAUCCGCUCCUCCUGCGACCGGCAUUUACUGGCAGCCUCCCAGAACCGCAUUGUGGACGGGGCAGUCUUUGCGGUGCUGAAGGCUGUCUUUGUUUUAGGAGAUGCAGAACUGAAAGGCUCUGGCUUUUCCCACCCUGGAGGUGUGGAUGAUCUCAUGGAUGAUGAGCUGGGCACCAGGAAGGCCAGUGGUCGGGUUGUAACUGUAGAGACAGCUAGCUUGGAUAUUUAUGCCAAGUAUGUACUGAGGAGCAUAUGUCAGCAGGAGUGGGUAGGUGAGCGAUGUCUGAAGUCCCUCUGUGAGGACAGCAAUGACUUGCAGGACCCUGUGCUGAGCAGCACCCAGGCCCAGAGGCUGAUGCAGCUGAUUUGUUACCCACACCGCCUGCUGGACAACGAGGAAGGAGAAAAUCCUCAGCGGCAGAGGAUCAAGCGCAUCUUACAGAAUCUGGACCAGUGGACUAUGAGGCAGUCCUCGCUGGAGCUGCAGCUCAUGAUUAAGCAGACAGCAAGCAACGAGAUGAACUCCUUGUUAGAAAACAUAGCCAAGGCCACCAUUGAGGUAUUUCAGCAGUCAGCAGAGACCAGCUCUGCUAGCUCAGCUGGCAGUGGAGUCAGCAGUAUCAGUAGCUCAGCAAAUGCUACAUCUGCCAGCAACAAAUCCAAACCCAUCCUCAGCUCCCUGGAGAGAUCAGGAGUGUGGCUGGUGGCCCCUCUGAUUGCUAAACUUCCAACAUCAGUGCAGGGCCAUGUGCUGAAAGCAGCUGGAGAAGAACUGGAGAAAGGACAGCACCUGGGGUCAUCAUCCCGCAAAGAACGAGACCGCCAGAAGCAGAAGAGCAUGUCCCUCCUGAGCCAGCAGCCAUUUCUGUCACUAGUCCUAACAUGCUUGAAAGGACAGGACGAGCAGCGGGAAGGCCUCCUCACCUCUCUGUACAGUCAAGUCCAGCAGAUUGUUACCAACUGGCGUGAAGAUCAGUACCAAGAUGACUGCAAAGCCAAGCAGCUGAUGCACGAGGCCCUGAAACUGCGGCUGAAUUUGGUGGGGGGCAUGUUUGACACGGUUCAGCGCAGUACGCAGCAGACAACGGAAUGGGCUGUGCUCCUCCUGGACAUCAUCAGCAGUGGCACCGUGGACAUGCAGUCAAACAACGAGCUCUUCACCACCGUGUUGGACAUGCUGAGCGUCCUCAUCAAUGGCACCCUGGCUGCUGACAUGUCCAGCAUUUCUCAGGGCAGCAUGGAGGAGAACAAGCGAGCCUACAUGAACCUUGUCAAGAAACUCAGGAAGGAGCUGGGGGACCGGCAGUCUGACAGCCUGGAGAAGGUGCGACAGCUCCUGCCGCUUCCUAAACAGACCCGAGACGUCAUCACCUGUGAACCUCAGGGAUCACUCAUUGACACCAAAGGCAAUAAAAUAGCUGGAUUUGACUCCAUCUUCAAGAAGGAGGGUUUGCAAGUCUCUACAAAGCAGAAGAUUUCCCCUUGGGAUCUGUUUGAGGGCUUAAAGCACUCAGCCCCUCUCUCCUGGGGCUGGUUUGGCACAGUCCGGGUGGAUCGCAAGGUGUCUAGAUUUGAGGAGCAGCAGAGGCUUCUUCUGUACCACACACACCUGAAGCCCAAGCCCCGCAGUUACUACCUGGAGCCAUUGCCACUGCCCCCUGAAGAGGAAGAGCCUCCUACACCUGUGACUUUAGAACCAGAGAAGAAAGCUGUGGAACCAGCCAAGGCUGAUAAAACAAGCUCCAAUCCUGCCACCUCUACUGAAGAACGCAAGAAGAAACAGAGCAAAACCAAGAAACGCAACCAGUCUGCCAGUAAAACUGAGGAUUUUGUGUUGGGCCCCAGCCGAGGGGUCUCCUGUGGAGUUGGCAUGCCUACAGAUCUCCUGCACCACCAGUCAGGAAGCACUAUGUCCAGGCUGGCCUAUGGGCAGGCUCCAGUCACCAGUAUCUAUGCCCAGAAUCAGCCUCUUCCAGCUGGAGGCCCUCGCCUGGACACAUCCUACAGACCUGUACGCAUGCCCCUGGGCAAACUGGUUCAGAGCCGGCCUCCCUACACUGGGGUGCUGCCUCCAGGGAUGGGCAGCAUGAUGGGCAUUGACCCCUCCUACAAGCCAGCAGUGUACAGACAGCAGCCUCCAGUGUCCCAGGGACAGAUACUGAGGCAGCAGCUCCAACAGGGCCAAGGCAUUAUGGGACAGCAGCCUGUGCGCCAGAUGGCUCCAACCCCAUCCUAUGGAGCACUGCAGCCCUCCCAGGGGUACACACCUUACGUGUCCCACAUAGGCAUUCAGCAGCAUCCCUCCCAGUCUAGCACCAUUGUACCUCCCACCUAUUCUGGCCAGCCCUACCAGAAUUCCCACCCCAGUUCCAACCCUGCCAUGGUGGAUCCUGUUAGACAGAUGCAGCAGAGACCCAGUGGCUACGUACACCAGCAGGCCCCUGGCUAUGGACACACCCUGGGCAGCACACAGAGGUUUCCUCACCAGUCCAUACAGCAGGCCCCCAUGAUGAGUGGGAUGAACCAUUUGGGUCCACAAGGAGUCUCCUCAGGAAUUCGACCCAGCCAGAUACUACCUGACCAGCAGCAGCAGCAGUAUCUGAGGCAGCAGCAGCAGCAGAUGCUGAGGCAGCAGCAACAGCAGCAACAGCAGCAGCAGCAGCAGCAGCCCCCACAGCCGCAGCAGCAGCCCCAGGUCUCCACAGUGCCUCAGCCACAGGCGCAGGGCCAGCCCCCUGGGCUGGGGAUGCAGCCCCUGCCACCCCAGCAACCCAUCUUCCAGCGCCAAGGCCUUCAGCAGACGCAGCAGCAGCAGCAGACAGCUGCUCUGGUUCGACAGCUUCAGCAGCAGCUUUCCAACACACAGACACAGCAGAACAACAACCCCUUUGGGCGCUACUGACCUGUGGUCUUCAGCCUCAUCUGUGAGGGAGACAUCGCUGUUGAUUGGAUGCCACCUCUUCAGCCUGACCCACAAACUGGGACUGCCCCCAGCCUCUGCCCUUGAGUCUGUGCCCCCAGUGCUGCUGCUGCCCAUCUCACAGGGAGAUGCCAGGAGGAUGGUUUUUAUUGUACAGAAAAAGUGUUUUUACUAUCUCAUUUCUACAGACAUUUCUGGAGAUCUCUUGUGGCUGAUAGUCUCUCUUCCCACUUUGGUUUCAGUUUUUA